AUGUUAGACAAACAAGGCUUGGUAUUUACUCACUCUGAAGCCAUGGCAAUUCAAGUAUGCUCUGGUUGCAAGACAUCUUUGAGUAAGGAAAAGAUGCCCGCACUUGCACUGGCCAAUGGUUUGUUCCGUGGCUUCCUCCCACAUACUUUUUCUGAUUUGACAUGGGUUGAGGAGAAAGUCUGUGCAAUAUACUCCAUCACAGCCCAUGUGACUCGUCUAUUCCAGUCGUCUGACCUGUCUCAACCCAAAGUGUUUCAUGGGAAUACUUGUGCUCAUGACAUGAAUGUGAUGUCGACUGCUUCUGUAUUGCCUCGAACACCAGCGGACAUCAAUGGGUUCCUAAGUGUGGUUUUCAUUGGACCGGAUAAAUUUGAUCCCAAGCGCAUGGGGACCUUAUUCCGCAUUUGCAACAACAUCUGGAGUUUCUUGUUGUGGUUGAAAUGUUUCAACAGACUGUAUGCGGAUAUUCCAUUGGAUCCUGCAAUCUUAGACUUGUACCCUGAGGACGGUACCAUUCCCGGCCUGCAGGACAGUGUGGUU
Suillus bovinus is the source of this 540-nucleotide messenger RNA. RefSeq lists its product as uncharacterized. The annotation marks the transcript as partial. The transcript has a single exon. The record is from RefSeq and is a predicted model, not a curated record. NCBI's taxonomy places the organism in Eukaryota, Fungi, Basidiomycota, Agaricomycetes, Boletales, Suillaceae.